CUUCCGUCGCCACCAGGAAAGAAGAUGAAGCUAAAUCCGAAAGCCGCGUCAUUUGUGCCGACGUUUGGCACGUGGGGUGUGCCGCCACCUCCGGUGCCGACAGACAACAAGGUCUACUACGACGAAUACGUGGAGGAGUCUUAUGACCCGAACGCGUACCCGUCUCAAGACUAUGACGACGACGGCGGCGACGACGAGAUGAACGAACUACUAGCAGAGAUCGAACGCAUGCAGAUGGAAGCUGACUUGACACGGGAGUUGGAAUCAUUGAAGGCGCAGGGACGAAGUGAUGAUGCGGAUUUGUGGAACAAGUGGAUGGCGGGGGCGCCGUCUCCCCGAGCCAUCACAUACCAAGACGACCACACUCCGCUUUAUGCCCAAUCGGGCCACCACAACCACCACCAAAGCAACUCGUCCCCCCGCCACCACAAGAAAGCGAGUCCGCCUUACGCACAGCACACCAGUCGACAUCACUUUGCCGACAACAGUCCCCGUCAGAGUCCACGAAACAGCGGCGCACCGCAGUACCAGCCGUCGUCCCAACCACGAAGUAGUUACACCAGUCGAGCAAUAUACCAACCCCGAGCGUCCAACUACUAGCCCAGGCAUAAUGUAGUAAGUAGCUCACGCGUACAAAGGACAAUACGUUUCCUGCUCAUGUUUCAUCAUGCCGUCCGUAUUCGUGUCCACGUCGCAUUCAACAUCUACGACGAGGACAUCUAGAGCUUGGCCGUCAACUUGAGCGCUUGGUCCGCUUCCAUCACAUGGCGCAUUUCAAGCAAACUCUCUUCGAGCAAGUGGCCAAACGACCGCGCCACCGACGGCUGGCCUUCGAUGGACUUGCGGCACGCAAUGUUGAAAUGCACAGAGUUCUUCUUGAUGCUGUACGCAAUCCCGACACCAUCCGGCACAACUUCGCCCCAUCCCCACCCGUCAAACAAGUCGUGGGUCAAGUGACUCGUGGAAAUCUGUCCCAUGAACGAUGACCACAUGCCGCAGCGUCAGGCAGUCAGUCGUACCUGCCAAUACUUGGACCGGGCAAACACUGGGUCGUCAAACAGGGCGGCCGACUCGCCAGGUUGCAGGCACAGCCGAAGGCCCAGCAAGUGGCGGUCCACGCCCUUGGAUUGCGCCGCAAUCUUCAUGUACUUGACAUGCGCGUUGCAUGCAUCGCGACACAGUCCCGCCUGUGCCGUGAAAAAGCAAUAUUGUUUGUUGUUCAGGCAGUAAAAGCCAAAAAUAAACACUCGAGCAGUGGGUUUGUU
Molecule: messenger RNA, 1265 nt
Organism: Aphanomyces astaci
Lineage: Eukaryota; Oomycota; Saprolegniomycetes; Saprolegniales; Verrucalvaceae
Exons: 1
Coding region: 25-600 (191 amino acids)
Source: RefSeq, a predicted model, not a curated record